AUGAUGUAUGUGGAGGCCAUUCGAGAAUUCAAUAAGAUUCUCUUAUAUAUUUACAAGACUAAGCAAUAUCACCAGAAGUCUUCACAGUAUGAGCAGAUACUAAAAAAGAAUGAGCAGAUGUAUGCCUUGCUGGCAAUAUGUCUCUCUCUUUGCCCCCAGGUGAAGCUUGUCGAGGAGACUGUGAAUUCUCAACUGCGUGAGAAAUAUGGAGAGAAAAUGUUGAGAAUGCAGAGAUAUGAUGAUGAGGCGUUUGGCCUCUAUGACGAGCUUUUCUCAUAUGCAUGUCCCAAGUUCAUUACUCCUUCUGCUCCAAGUUAUGAGGAGCCUCUUGUAAACUACAACCAGGAUGCCUAUAGACUUCAAUUGAAGCUAUUCCUUUAUGAAGUGAAGCAGCAACAAUUAUUAUCAGGUGUUCGUACCUUCUUGAAAGUGUAUUCGGCCAUCUCCCUUGGGAAGCUUUCAACAUACAUGGAGGUGGAUGAGUCCACUUUGAGGACGAUCUUGAUGACAUAUAAGCACAAAACGCAUGCUGUUGAUUCUGAUGAAAAAAUCAUCUCCAAUGCUGAUCUUGAUUUCUACAUUGAUGAUGACUUUAUUCAUGUUGGUGAAUCCAAACCAACCAAGCGGUAUGGGGAUUACUUUUUGCGUCAGAUUGUUAAGCUUGAAGGGGUGAUGAAUGAUAUGGACAGGAUAAAGCUGGAAUGA
Messenger RNA from Ilex paraguariensis (yerba mate), 705 nucleotides. Lineage: Eukaryota; Viridiplantae; Streptophyta; Magnoliopsida; Aquifoliales; Aquifoliaceae. The record is from the annotation of a GenBank genome assembly.